Molecule: messenger RNA, 978 nt
Organism: Carya illinoinensis
Lineage: Eukaryota; Viridiplantae; Streptophyta; Magnoliopsida; Fagales; Juglandaceae
Exons: 2
Coding region: 1-978 (325 amino acids)
Molecular function (GO): RNA-DNA hybrid ribonuclease activity; nucleic acid binding
Source: RefSeq, a predicted model, not a curated record
AUGAGUAGGAAGCAUAGAGGAAAGGGGGAGGAAUCAAAUGGUGUAACAGACAUUUGGAAGAAUAUAUGGAAAUUGAACAUUCCUGGAGUAGUGAAGAUGUUUGUAUGGAAAGCACUAAAUAAUUGCUUACCAACAAAGUGGAAUCUGGCUUGCAGGAAGGUUGUUAGGGAUUAUUUCUGUCCAAUAUGCAAAUUACAGAAGGAAACAGUUACACAUGCUCUAUGCAGUUAUGGUGGGGCUAUGGAUGUAUGGGCAGACAAAGCAAGCCCAGUGCAGAAGUGGGUAUCUACUGAAAGAGAUAUGCAAGAGUUAUGGGCAGACUGGUGUGAAAAGUUGCAGGAAGAGGAAUUGGAGCUUAUGGCUGUAGUGUUGAGGAGGAUUUGGCAAGCUGCAGCCAGUUUAUCCGAGUUUCAGCAAGCUCAAAAACAAAAUGCAAGGUGCCAAAUGGUUGGAACAAGGCAAAGAGACCUGUGUCGAUGGACAGCUCCUGCAACUGGCCAAAUAAAAGCAAAUUGGGAUGCAACAUUAAAAUUAGAAGAAGGGAGAAUGGGAGCAGGUGUAGUGAUAAGGAAUGAGAAUGGGGACCUUAUGGUAUCUGUGUGCUCUCAAAAGCAGAAUGUAUGCAACCCUUUAGUAGCUGAGCUUCAAGCAUUAUGGUGUGCCUUGCGGAUUUGUGCAGAUCUAAAUUUGACAGAGGUAGUUUUUGAAGGAGAUGCAUUGAACAUAGUUAAGGUUGUUAAUAAUUCUGAGUCUAAUUGGGAAUGGCAUGGUCAGCUGGUAGAAGAUGUUAAGGAUAUAUUGAGGAACAGGCCAAUGUGGAAGCUUAUACAUACAUAUAGAGAAUGUAGCAGAGUAGCUCAUUUUCUUGCAAAAUUUUCCUUAACUGUAAAUGGGGAACAAAUAUGGAUAGAGGAGGGUCCUGCAGGUAUUCAAUACUAUGUAAUGAAGGACAAAACUGUAAUGAAUACAGAUAAAUGA